AUGUCUCAGGCAAAUGGUAGGCGCAUAUACCUCAACUCUGAAUCGUUCAUCAAUCCACGCCUAAUCUCGCACGAAAGCAAGUACCACGGAAAUAUGAUCACAGUUGACGGUGUCGACCACUCGCGGCGGCAUGCUGGCGCCAGUGAAUGGCUCUUCGUGCACCGCGGAUGCCUGAGCCUUGUAUGCCAUCGCCUCCGCCUUAGCCCUCGUCAGCUCUGGUCUUCCUUGUUUGCCCCCCGCAACCGCGUCUAUUGUAAAGAUGCCACCGGGCUAAUACGGUGUAUCGAGUAUUACGAUAUGGCCGGCAGUGCCAGAAAAUUCUCUGCGGACGCUUUCGAGCGUAUAACACUCGGCACUGUGCCCUGUACAGAGCUCCUAGAUUGCAUGUGGCUACUGGCCAGACCAACCGUCCUCCCGAUUGCUCCUCCCGUAGUGGUCCCCCAGCGCUUCAUAUCACAUGUCCCAGCAGUUUCCACGGCCUGUCUCAGGGUUCUCACAACCCCCGAACUGCUCGACAUCAUCCUCGACAAGCUGGUUCACCACCACGCGGAGGAGGAAUAUGCCUCCUUACUCAUGGCCGACCCCGCGUACGUGGUCCUGCCUUGCCUGGUAGAGGCCACAGCAACGCUCUUCUCGCUCAUCCAAGUAAGCCGCUACUUCCACUCCUCGAUCCUCGCCCGGCGGCAAGACCUCUUCCUGCGCAUCGCCUGGGAGUCCGGGUGGAUGCUCCCCGCGAGUCCGGGUGAUUGGGACCUCUGGCCAAACGGCGCGCUCGCGCACCCGUCCGACGCGCGCAGGCUCUGCGGGCAGCCCGGGCGGGACUGGCGCAAGUACCUGCUGGCAUUCCUGCGCCGGGAGGACCUGCAUGUGCGCAACCGCUGGCGGCUGCAUCGGAUGCAUGUGCAGUUCGCAAGGGGGAAGGUCAAGAUGGGGCAAGCGUGGGAGCGGCCGUGGAAGUGGAGUGUCGGUUCGCUGGGUGUGCGGACCAGUCUUGUACCUCCGGAGCGUAUGCCAUGGGAGUAUGCGUGCUGA
Messenger RNA from Gloeophyllum trabeum ATCC 11539, 1032 nucleotides. RefSeq lists its product as uncharacterized. The record is from RefSeq and is a predicted model, not a curated record. The coding region runs from base 1 to 1032 and encodes 343 amino acids. The transcript has a single exon. NCBI's taxonomy places the organism in Eukaryota, Fungi, Basidiomycota, Agaricomycetes, Gloeophyllales, Gloeophyllaceae.